CUGCUGCAGAGAAGGAACUCCCUGAUUGAACUGUAUCUGCUAAUCCUUCGACGAUGGCGAUGACAGUUUAACGUGUCGAAUAAGUUCCCUCGUCCGUUUCUUGAGACCCUUUUAGUUCUUGACACUCUUCUCCGCUGUUGCGUGAGUCCUCAGACCCUGAAAUCUCAAUCCUCCACGGAGCAGAAAAGCCACUUCCUUUGGUCUCCGUCUUUACAUUUCUAAUCAAAAGGGUCGCUUGAGCACUUAAAUCGUCCAGAUAUCUAAAGCAGUUUGAUUUUUAGUUCCUUUUCUCCAUAUUGCUUCGCUGGAAAAAUAAUACCAGGGGUUUAAUAUCUAUUUGAUCCCGUGAAAAAUACUCGUGAGAGAAGAGUGCCAAAAAAAAAAAAGGCUAGAUGAGGGAGAAACUGAGUUUUUUGUUGGGUGUUUGGAUUUUUUUGUUUGGUUUUUGUGCUGGUAGGUUUGUGGUGGAGAAGAACAAUUUGAAAGUCACUUCUCCGAAAUCAUUAAGGGGCGUGUAUGAGUGUGCGAUCGGGAACUUUGGAGUUCCCAAGUAUGGAGGAGCCAUGAUAGGCUCUGUGGUAUACCCCAAGACGAAUCAGAGGGGAUGCAAGAGCUUUGAUGAUGACACUUUAUUUAAGUCAAAGCCCGGAAGCUUUCCAGUCAUUCUUCUUGUGGAUCGGGGAGAUUGUUACUUCACGUUGAAGGCCUGGAAUGCACAGAAUGGUGGAGCAGCAGCUAUUCUUGUUGCAGAUGACAGACUAGAACCAUUGAUCACCAUGGACACUCCUGAAGAGGGGUCUGUGGCAAAUGAUGAAUAUGUGCAGAAGAUUAGUAUUCCUUCUGCCCUUAUCAGCAAAUCAUUGGGGGAUAGCAUCAAGAAGGCUUUGUCAAAUGGAGAGAUGGUUACCAUAAAUCUUGAUUGGAGUGAGACGCUUCCACAUCCUGAUGAGAGAGUCGAGUAUGAGUACUGGACAAACAGCAAUGAUGAGUGUGGACCAAAGUGUGACAGUCAAAUUAAUUUUGCCAAGAACUUUAAAGGGGUAGCUCAAUUACUUGAACAGAAAGGGUUCACUCAGUUUACCCCUCACUACAUAACUUGGUAUUGCCCUGAGGCAUUUAUCUUGAGCAAACAGUGUAAGACUCAGUGCAUAAACCAUGGGAGAUAUUGUGCUCCAGAUCCCGAGCAAGAUUUCAGUAGAGGAUAUGAUGGUAAAGAUGUUGUUGUUCAAAACCUACGUCAAGCAUGCUUCUUUAAAGUGGCAAAUGAAAGCGGAAAACCUUGGAAAUGGUGGGACUAUGUGACAGACUUUGCAAUCCGUUGUCCAAUGAAAAAGAAUAAGUACACCGAAGAAUGCUCUGAUCAAGUUAUCAAAUCUCUUGGGGUAGAUCUGAAAAAGAUUAAAGAUUGUGUUGGAGAUCCUACUGCGGAUGUUGAAAACCCUGUUCUCAAAGCUGAACAGGUUGCGCAGAUUGGCAAAGGUUCUCGGGGUGAUGUUACUAUAUUGCCUACUCUUGUUAUAAACAACAGGCAGUAUAGAGGUAAGUUGGAAAAAGGAGCAGUUCUCAAGGCAAUCUGUGCAGGUUUCCAGGAGACCACAGAGCCAGCUAUUUGCUUAACUUCAGAUAUGGAAACAAACGAGUGUCUGGAAAACAAUGGUGGUUGCUGGCAGGACAAAUCUACUAAUAUCACUGCAUGCAGGGAUACUUUCCGAGGAAGAGUGUGUGAAUGCCCUAUUGUUCAAAAUGUCAAGUUUAUUGGUGAUGGAUAUACGCACUGUGAAGCCUCUGGAACCUUGCGCUGUGAACUCAACAAUGGAGGUUGUUGGAAGGAAACCCGAGGUGGUAGGAUGAACUCUGCUUGUGUCGAUGAACAUACCAAUGGUUGCAAAUGUCCGCCUGGAUUCAAGGGUGACGGAGUCCACUCUUGUGAAGAUGUGGAUGAGUGUAAAGAGAAGUUGGCCUGCCAGUGCCCAGAGUGCAAAUGCAAGAAUACCUGGGGGGGUUAUGAAUGCAGCUGCAGUGGCAACUUGGUCCACAUGCAAGAAAGUGACACGUGUAUUGCUAAAUAUAGCUCCUCAGUGACCACCGGGGGUUUUAUUUGGAUGAUGAUUUUCAUCUUGGCUGCUGUUAGUGCUGGGGGAUAUGCGUUUUACAAGUACAGAGUCCAGAGCUACAUGGAUUCUGAGAUAAGGGCAAUUAUGGCCCAAUACAUGCCCUUGGAUAACGAAGCAGAGGUCCCUAAUAAUCAACUUCAUCAUGACAUCUAGAUGAUGGGAGCCGGAUAUCAAGUACGAAUUCUGGGAAAUCCUCUCAGGGUGUUUAGUUUAAUACCAGUAGGUGAUCAGGCUAGAUAACCUGAGACUCCUUGCACAAAAAUGAUUUGAGUUAUUACUUCUGUUAUUAGCUUUGUAAAUUUUAAUCCGUCUUGUCCUGACAGUCUACGUUCUGAGUUAGCGAAAGUCAUGCCAUUUCUCU
Messenger RNA from Neltuma alba, 2475 nucleotides. RefSeq names its product vacuolar-sorting receptor 1-like. The coding region runs from base 393 to 2267 and encodes 624 amino acids. The record is from RefSeq and is a predicted model, not a curated record. The transcript is spliced from 12 exons. NCBI's taxonomy places the organism in Eukaryota, Viridiplantae, Streptophyta, Magnoliopsida, Fabales, Fabaceae. Gene Ontology annotation, molecular function: calcium ion binding.